AUGAAGGUGUUGGUGUUAUUUUGUAUGUUAUUAAGCUCAAGUGUAGCUAGCCAUCUUAUUACAUUCAAUGAUGCUGAAACUCUGUUAACCAAAUUUGCAUUGGGAGAAUUAUCAGAAAAAGAUAAAACAAUUUUAACCAAUGUGUUGGAGAUUCUAUAUAGACCUGAACCUGUCACCGAAAAAUGGAUUGAAAACACGAGUGAAAUAAGAUUGGCUCUUGAUUGCCUUGUCUGUCGCAGCGCAUUCAGAACACUAUUUACAGGAGUUCUAAAUGGCCAGACAAACGAACAGCUAACCCACAUAAUUACUACUCUAUGCGUUAACUUAGGCAUCGAAAAUCACAACGUAUGCAGAGGUGCUGUUGCACUCAACAUGCCAAUUUUAACUUACAUCAUAAGAACCACGCCUGAAGCCUCACCUCAAACAUUUUGUAGCAUUGUACUGCAAUCUGCGCAAGAUCCUAACGUUUGCCCACACCAAGACUCGAGGUUUGAAUGGCAAGUGGAAUUGCCAGAGAAGAGAGAGCCCAUUCCGGCAAAAGUUUAUGAUGGAAAACCUUUCAAAAUAGCAGUUAUAACAGACGCUCACAUUGACCCACUAUACGAACCGUUCGGCGUGGCAGAUUGUGGCGAACCUACGUGUUGUAGAAUAGGUCAGACGCAAGGAAGGGCCUUCUCUUACCAAUCAAAUGUGGAUGAAUCAUUAUUCGAAGAAAGUGUAAUAACUAACAACGGAGAAAAAAUGUUAGAUCUUAGUGUUGCAACGAAGGUUCGAGAACAUAAGAAAUCGUCCCGCACGAGAUAUCAAAAACCCCGUAACUCGGACCCGGCUGGAUAUUGGGGUGAUUAUAGAAAUUGCGAUACUCCUAUUUGGGCUUAUGAUGACGCGAUUGACACUAUCAAGGAGAACCACAAUGAUAUAGAUAUGGUGUAUUAUAUAGGAGAUACAAUAGACCAUGGUGUUUGGGAGACCUCUUAUGAACUGAUCAACAACAUGAACCGUCAUUUGAUUGAGAAGAUCCAAAACACUUUCGGAGAUGAUGUAAUGGUUGUUCCUACUAUUGGUAAUCAUGAAGCUCAACCAACAAAUCAAUUCGCCCCAUCAUCAGUAACUGCACCUGAAUUAAAUACGACAUGGCUCUACAAGGCCCUUUCAGAGAAAUGGGGUCAUUACUUGACAGAUGACGCGAAGGCAACUUUACUGGAACGUGGGGAAUUCUCUGUAGUAGUAAGACCUGGACUAAGAGUCAUAUCACUCAAUAACAAUGUCGCUUAUCGACACAACUGGUGGUUAGUCUACGAUCCUCUCGAUGCUAAACGUCACUUGGAUUGGUUAGUUGAAGAGUUGUAUAAGGCAGAAUCGCAAGGAGAAAAAGUUCACAUUAUAGCGCAUAUCCCGCCUGGCGUCCAUGACUUAACUUAUACUUGGACGAGAGAAUAUAAUAAAAUUGUUAAUAGAUUCUCUGCAACAAUAGCAGCCGAAUUCAAUGGUCACACGCAUUCAGACGAGUUUAAAAUUUUCUACAGUCCAAAUAACACUCCCAUCAACAUGGCUUGGGGAGGUGGCAGUGUAACAUCCUACACUUUUUAUAAUCUCAACUACAAAAUUGUAAUAUUAGACACCGAAACAUUGAUGCCUGACAACAUUGUAAAUUACGUUUAUAAUCUUACUGAAGCAAACCUAACCCCGGAUAAGAGACCAAAAUGGUUCCUGCUAUAUGAUAUGAAGAACAGUUUUACUCUUAACGAUCUAUCUGCCAAGUCAAUGAAUGAUUUAGUUUACUCCAUGGUUACAGAUCAACCUAAGAUGCUAGAUUUAUAUUCAGCCUUUUAUUCAAAGAUAAGCGAUUAUCGGCAGGCUCGGUGCGAUGAUAAUUGCAAAAUUAACAAUCUAUGCAAAACUGUUGUAACUGUUCUUGGUGAAAGACAAAGAUGUGAAGAACUAAGGGAACUAUUUUUUUCCACUAAAUAA
Chilo suppressalis (striped riceborer) is the source of this 1971-nucleotide messenger RNA. The record is from the annotation of a GenBank genome assembly. NCBI's taxonomy places the organism in Eukaryota, Metazoa, Arthropoda, Insecta, Lepidoptera, Crambidae.